This is a messenger RNA of Abrus precatorius (Indian licorice), 2990 nucleotides long. RefSeq lists its product as uncharacterized. Bases 220 to 2028 code for a protein of 602 amino acids. The record is from RefSeq and is a predicted model, not a curated record. Lineage: Eukaryota; Viridiplantae; Streptophyta; Magnoliopsida; Fabales; Fabaceae. The transcript is spliced from 2 exons.
AAAGAAGAGAAAGGGGUUUGAGGAGGGGUUGAUGCGUCCCUCCGCGAAGCCAAAAAAUGUCAGAAAGAUAGAGAGAGAGAGAGAGAGACUUGACAUUCACAAACACAAAACCUUAGCUUAGCAACAGAGAGAGAGAGAGAGAGAGUAGAUAGAGAGAAGUGACAGUGCUCACUUUCCCAUUCUCUUCUGAAUCGUGGGAGAGGCAAAGUUGAAUCGAAGAUGAAUUCGAACAAACGUGAAGAAGACGAUCUCUUUCUACCGCACGAUUUGGACCCACCAAACCAGAUCCUCCCAACGCCAGACCCAUCAUUCUCACUCCUAUUCCCAACCUCAUCCUCCGACUCACCACCGAGUCACUCCUCAACCGACUCACCCAAACCCCUCCAAAUCAGCCCCCAACCCCACAUCUCCUCCCAAUUCUACACCUUCAACCCAGACUCCCACUCCCUCAUGAUCCGCUGCCUCCUCCACCGCCGCCUCGCUACCCCCGCCGAGAUCCGCGCCGCCACUCCCCGCUCCGUCCUCAAAUCAUGGCGCAACGUUUGGAAAGAUCGCAACGAGGAAACCGCUUAUCUCACCGCCUGGAAACGCAUCCAGGACAAGCUCGCCGUUCACCUCGACCCAAACGGCAACCAUUUUCUCUGUUUCAAGAACAACACGCAGCAAUUCGUCUCUCACAUUAACCAGUGGCAGGACAUUGUCAUGAGCUUCCAUGGCGACACCGAUUUGAAGCACUUAGGGCUCAAGGAGACGGUCGAACGGAUUAAGCAGGUCUGGACUGUUGGUGCUAAGUUUUAUGGAAUUCCUGAGAGUUAUAUUAGGGUUUGUGUCGCUGCUUGCCCUGUGUGCUCCGCCGCCGCGUCGGGAUCGGCCGCGGCCGCGCGGAGCAAGCGGCGGAGGUUCGAGUAUACUGAGAGUUUUGAUGUGCCUGCUAAGGAGGUUCCUAGUAGGCUUCAGCAGCUUGCUGCGAAGCAUAAGGUUGUGUUGUGUAUUAGGCAGAAGUAUAUUAGGUAUAAGCCUUUUAUGGCUGAGGUUAAGGAUUAUGCUUGUCAUAGGGCGGGUGAGCCUGCUGCUAAGAAGAGUAAGAUUUUGAAGAGGGAGCCUUAUGCUUCCAAGAGGUGUGGAUGUGGGUUUAGGAUCAGGGCAAUUGUGCCGAUUGCUAAUUACAAUGAGAAGGAUAAGAGUUUUGUGUAUCAGGAGGAGGGGGUGGCGGUUUUUAAGUUGUACGCGGUGCAUUCGGGGCAUGAGCCGGGGCCCUUGGAUGGGAAUGCGAGGAUUAUGCACAGGGUUGUUGGGCAUAAGGGGAGCUAUUUGAUGGAUCAGGAGACGGUGUAUGGGGUGAGUGAGGAGAUGGAGAAUGAGGGGUUUGGGUUGAUGGGGAAGGAAGAUGGGGAUUUGCAGUUCUCGGUUUUGCAGCAGGUCCAGGAAUUGAGGGCUGAGGUUGGGAUGUUGGAAGGGAGGGUUUCAAAGAUUCCCAGGGAGUUGUUGGGUUCUGUUUCGCGCGAGUUAUUUGAUAUUGUGAAUAAGAUUAGGAGUAUAGGGGAAGAGGGUUUGAAGCCGGUUGAGUUGAUUUCCGAUAAGUCGCAUGCGGAUGAUGUCUUGGUUGGGGAUAAUGAUCUGGCGAACUGGAGUAAUCACCAUGAUAGGAUUUAUGGGGAUGGCAAGGACACGGAGCUGAUUGAGGAUGACGAAGAUAGUUUUGGCCGCACUCUAGGGGAGGUUGUUUCUUGGGGCGAUCAUAUCAGGACGGAGUGCAGAAGUCAGAAAGAUCUGAUAAGCGACUCAUGCAAGCCUGAAAAGUGGUUGAAAUGCAGCGACUUUGAUGAGAAAAGCAUCCUUGUUUGCGAGGAUACUAAACUAACCAAGCCCAUCAGACAUGACGAGGCUAUAGUUUCAGAUGUAGGUCUUGGCUGUAUACAGGUUGAUAGUUUCUACCAAGACAAUCCUAAAUGGUAUGAUUCUCCCUGUGCUUUGGAUGCUGGUGCUGAUUGUGGAGAUAGUGGAUUUCGUCAUGGAGAGAUUUUAUAGUGCCAUGAACAUUGAAGUUAAUCCACUCUAACUUAGAGGUCUAAAUCCAUUGUGCCUAUUUACCCCUUCCAACAAGUAGAAGUGGGAUUGUACAUUUAUGUAUACAGAAGAUUGGAGCCGCUCACAUGCCGUUUAGGUGUAUUUAUUACUUGUGGUUCUGUAAAGUAUAACCAGCUAUGCUUCUUGCACAUAACUUCGUUAUGAGUAUGACUAUAUCUGUUAACCUUGUUCUCGGCCUUCAGAUUUUUUUUAUCUUGGUCCUUCUUAUAAUGCACAUCAGUGUUUUCAGUAAUCUCUUUUUGAACUUAGAGAUUUUUGUAUGUAUUAUCAGGAACUACUGGUGAUUUAUUGAGCUAUUGUGUGUUUGAAAUUGUAUCUAUGAUGUGUAUGUGCUGUACUCCCUAUCCGUGUGCUUCACUUCUUUUUAUAUGUAGUCAUUUCUUAUAAGCAAAAGUUCUUUUGGCUUCUGGUUCGAUUUGAAGAUUAUCAAUUUUUAUUCCAUAGGGGUGAGCCAACCCAAUAUAUCAUCAGUAGCUCAGUCCCAUUGCUUUAUUCACCUUGGCACACUUCUCGGCAUUCGGCAAUCUCUUUCAUACUGAACGGAAGAUUGAAGGUUUUUGGUGCCAUCUCAUAUGCCUUCAGGCAACUGAUCUGGAGAAAGAUGCCGGACACUGCAAGGACCAAAAAGAUCACUGUAUAGACUUAAAUUAGGUAUGGUUCCAUAUAUAGAUAAUGAGCUUGCAGUUUUGAAUUGACAGUGCAUCAUAGAAUUGCGCCUUAUUUUUAUUGUGUUUAUAUUCAUUACAGUGGGGUAGACUGUAGACAUGGUCCAUUUUUAAGUCUUGAAUCUCAAUGAAAGUACAUCUCUCUUGCAUACUUAUAAUCUUUAUGAAAUUUGAUCACAUUAUUUGUGGCUUUAACUUUUUUUUUUUAUUCUUCUCAAACUUAAUUAUGCUUUAACA